AUGAAGUUAAUCAGCCUUUUAUUUGCAUUGCCGUUGGCGGCCAUGGCCCAGAAGGCCAUCCCGGUGGAUCACAGACACAUCAUUGCGCACAACACGACCAAGCACAUGGCCAACACGCCGUAUUCCAAUCUUACGAUGGACGACCUCUCGCUCUCGUACUACGCCGAUAACACGGUGAAAGAUGGUAGCCAGACGUACUUGUAUGUCCAGUUGACCCACGUGCAGGAGGUACACCUUGUUUCUGCCCCUCAGGACGAAUCUGUCGGGACAAACACAUUUGUAGCCCACUGGGUGUACAAUUUGACAGGUGUCGUCCAGGUGAACGAAGAGCCGUUAGACUUGGAUGCCUUUGAGGAGGACCAGAAACACGAGUAUGGUGACUUGAACAGUGAUGGAAAAGACGUUAAGGUUGACCUGUUUAAUGCCACGAUGAAGGUUACCGUGCUCAAUGAAACCAGCUUUCGGAUCCUCGGUUCGGUCGUUGAUGUCUCCUUGGAAAAUGCAGUGGUACUGAUGUUUAAUGAGACACGUUUAUUAGCGACGUUAAGAGCGGACCAAGAGCCGGCAAGUGAGAAUAAGGGCGAAGCUAAGGAGGGCGAAUCGGACCACAGCCCAGGGGAGAAAUCGGAUGAAUCCGAGAAGCAGAGAACUUUUACACACCCUGUGGCGACUUUGUUGGGAAUGGUUGUGAUCUUAGCGGCAGGGUUCUACUUUUUCAACAAGCAGCGCCAGGGAUUGAUCAACCGCGGGCUCAUGGCGCGUAUGAGGGGUAAUAAGGACUUUAGACGUACUGCCGGUGACUACGAUAUGGUGCGUAGCGAUGACGAGGAGGAGGGUAUGGAGAUGUUCAGAAUUAGUUCCGACAGGGAGGAUGACGACCGCCAGGAACACAUGUUGUAGGUGACGGUAGCCUAUCUGGGAGAUAUAGCUUACGGACAUUCUACGCUGGAAUGGUGUAGCUUCAGCCUGUGGGACAACCCACUUUGUGUUUUCUGGCUAGGCAGAGGGCCUAGUUUUGCCGAGAGCCCGUUGGGGUAUUUUAUUUAUUAACGCUAUUUUUUUUUUUU
Messenger RNA from Babjeviella inositovora NRRL Y-12698, 1067 nucleotides. RefSeq lists its product as uncharacterized. The record is from RefSeq and is a predicted model, not a curated record. Bases 43 to 900 code for a protein of 285 amino acids. NCBI's taxonomy places the organism in Eukaryota, Fungi, Ascomycota, Pichiomycetes, Serinales. The transcript has a single exon.